Messenger RNA from Stegodyphus dumicola, 759 nucleotides. RefSeq names its product histone H2A.Z. The record is from RefSeq and is a predicted model, not a curated record. Gene Ontology annotation, molecular function: DNA binding; structural constituent of chromatin; protein heterodimerization activity. NCBI's taxonomy places the organism in Eukaryota, Metazoa, Arthropoda, Arachnida, Araneae, Eresidae. Gene Ontology annotation, cellular component: nucleosome.
AGCUUCAAGAGAAAGAAGAAAGUCGAAAGCUGUUUUAUUGGUAGCACGCUAUUGGCCAAUCAAACGUCAACAGUAUUGCUACAUUUUGCCGCGAACAUAGGAACGGAAUUCGUUGUUCUUAGUGUGUAGUGAGUUUUCCGUUCAGCUAUAAAACCUGCUUUUAUUUAAGACAUGGCUGGAGGAAAAGCUGGUAAAGAUUCCGGGAAAUCUAAGACUAAAGCGAUUUCACGAUCUGCUAGAGCUGGACUGCAAUUCCCAGUGGGUCGUAUACAUAGACAUUUGAAAAGUCGGACUACAAGUCAUGGUCGAGUUGGUGCAACUGCAGCUGUCUAUAGUGCUGCUAUUCUUGAAUACCUAACAGCUGAAGUUUUGGAAUUAGCAGGAAAUGCAAGUAAAGAUUUAAAGGUGAAAAGAAUUACCCCUCGUCAUCUUCAACUAGCUAUACGUGGAGACGAGGAGCUCGAUUCACUUAUAAAAGCCACAAUAGCUGGUGGUGGUGUCAUUCCUCACAUCCAUAAAUCUCUCAUUGGAAAGAAGGGCACUGCACCUAAAACACCAUGAAUUUAUCAGAAGAAUAUCAUCUUUAGGUUCUAUAUCAGUGUUGCCCAUGAACUAUUUUUUGAUAAAUAUACCUUGUUUUCUAUUUCAAGUCAAUAUGAUAAAUGAGACAUUGUAUUUACAUUUUCUGUAAAAGUGAAUAUUUUGGAUUCUCCUUGUUGAAAUUCUUAAUAUUGCUACAAUAAAUUCUACUUAAAAGUA